AUGGCUGCAGUACAAUGGGUUUAUGCUAAUGGCUCUAAUUGGGUGCCACUUGAUGUUACAACCCAGCAAUUAAUUGAACAACUCUGGUUUAACAAUCGAUCUGCUUGGAUAGACUGUCGCACAUUUUCUGGUCGGGCCUAUGUUGACUUUGAUGCCAUGCAAAUCUGCUUUAACAGCUUAGGUCUUAUACAUUACAUUCUAAAUUCUAUCAUCAUGGCCACUGUACAAUGGAUUUACGCUAAUGGUUCUUCUUGGGUUUCUCUUGAUAUCACUGCACAACAGCAAAUUGAACAACUCUGGUCAAAUCAUAGCUCUUCUUGGAUAAAUUGUCGCACAUUUCCCGGUGGAGCCUAUGUUGACUUUGAAUCUAUGGAGAUCAAGUUCAAUAAUUAUGGCAACGCUAGUGCUCGCCGCUGCUAA
This is a messenger RNA of Mucor mucedo, 420 nucleotides long. RefSeq lists its product as uncharacterized. The transcript is spliced from 2 exons. The record is from RefSeq and is a predicted model, not a curated record. NCBI's taxonomy places the organism in Eukaryota, Fungi, Mucoromycota, Mucoromycetes, Mucorales, Mucoraceae. Bases 1 to 420 code for a protein of 139 amino acids.